This is a messenger RNA of Ornithorhynchus anatinus (platypus), 7086 nucleotides long. RefSeq names its product katanin catalytic subunit A1 like 1 (gene KATNAL1). Lineage: Eukaryota; Metazoa; Chordata; Mammalia; Monotremata; Ornithorhynchidae. The record is from RefSeq and is a predicted model, not a curated record. Gene Ontology annotation, cellular component: microtubule cytoskeleton; microtubule. The transcript is spliced from 11 exons. The coding region runs from base 121 to 1578 and encodes 485 amino acids. Gene Ontology annotation, molecular function: microtubule severing ATPase activity; ATP hydrolysis activity; ATP binding. Gene Ontology annotation, biological process: microtubule severing.
CCCGUCCGGGCGCUCGGUCGCAGUUUUCAUCGACAAGCUCCUUAUCCAGCCUCUCGCCGGCUCAGUCUUUCCCACUUCAAUAGCCCGAAACUCUCCCCUGGGACGCGCCUGGGAGAGAAGAUGAAUUUGGCCGAGAUCUGCGACAAUGCGAAGAAAGGAAGGGAAUACGCACUUCUCGGCAACUACGACUCCUCCAUGGUUUACUAUCAGGGGGUGAUCCAGCAGAUUCAGCGUCACUGCCUGUCGAUCCGGGACCCGGCCGUUAAAGGCAAAUGGCAGCAGGUUCGGCAGGAAUUAUUGGAAGAAUACGAGCAAGUGAAGAGUAUCGUGGGCACCCUGGAGAGUUUCAAGGUGGACAAGCCGCCGGAUUUCCCUGUGGCCUACCAAGAUGAACCUUUCAGGGAUCCGGCAGUCUGGCCUCCCCCAGUCCCUGCCGAACACAGGGCUCCACCCCAGAUAAGACGGCCCAACCGAGAAGUGAAACCUCUGAGGAGAGAAAUGCAAGGAGGAGGGCCCCGGGGACCUGUAGGGAGAGCACACCCCAUCGCAAAGAGUGAAAAACCCGCCACCAGUAGAGCCAGAGGGAGAGAGGAAAAGGGAAGGAAGAAUAUGCAGGAUGGUGCCGGGGACGGAGAAGUUCAAAGGUUUGAUGGCGCCGGAUACGAUAAAGACCUGGUCGAAGCGCUGGAAAGGGACAUAGUAUCCAGAAACCCCAGCAUUCACUGGGACGACAUAGCGGAUUUGGAAGAAGCCAAGAAGUUGCUGAGAGAAGCUGUUGUCCUUCCGAUGUGGAUGCCUGACUUUUUCAAAGGAAUUAGAAGGCCGUGGAAGGGCGUGCUGAUGGUCGGCCCGCCGGGCACCGGCAAGACUAUGCUGGCGAAAGCCGUAGCCACCGAAUGCGGCACGACCUUCUUCAACGUUUCCUCCUCCACGCUGACGUCUAAAUACCGAGGCGAGUCGGAGAAGCUGGUCCGCUUGUUGUUUGAAAUGGCCCGGUUUUACGCACCCACAACCAUCUUCAUCGACGAGAUCGAUUCCAUCUGCGGCCGUCGGGGCACCUCCGACGAGCACGAGGCCAGCCGCCGGGUCAAGUCGGAGCUGCUCGUUCAGAUGGACGGAGUCGGCGGGGCCCUAGAAAACGACGACCCUUCCAAAAUGGUCAUGGUGCUAGCCGCCACCAACUUCCCCUGGGACAUCGACGAGGCCCUACGGAGAAGAUUGGAGAAGAGGAUUUAUAUUCCUCUGCCAACAGCGAAAGGCAGGGCAGAGCUCCUCAAGAUCAACCUUCGUGAAGUUGAAUUGGACCCCGAUAUUCACCUAGAGGAUAUAGCAGACCGGAUCGAAGGUUACUCUGGAGCGGACAUAACCAACGUUUGCAGGGAUGCCUCUUUAAUGGCCAUGAGGCGACGCAUUCACGGGCUCUCCCCAGAAGAAAUCCGCGCACUGUCGAAAGAGGAGCUCCAGAUGCCCGUUACCACGGGGGAUUUUGAAUUGGCCCUUAAGAAAAUCUCCAAGUCUGUUUCCGCCGCAGACCUGGAGAAGUACGAAAAGUGGAUGGUUGAGUUCGGGUCUGCGUAACCUCAGUCGAGGAGCACGCCGUCCUCUUCUAGAAUUUCCCAUUCUUUUUUUUUCCCCUUCUUAGACGGAAAAGGAAUGACAAGAAAUCCCUUUACCCCUUUCUUUUCAUUUAAAGGGAAAGAUGACAAAUAACGAGGAACAUAGGAUGUAGUGAAAAAGCCCACGGAAGCCGCACGUACGCAAUUGAAUUUACCCUUCCAGUGGAACGUCUUGUUUUUACUCUUUCAUCUUUCUAAUUCUAAACCAGCUUGUAAAGGAGAGUAACUGGCUGGAAGAAUCUAGUUGGGAAAUAGCAUGAGAUAGGUCACCGUUUUGGAAACCCGCCGUUCUGUAGUGUGAAUGCCCAAUUUACAAGGAGCUGUAUUUCAAAUCCACCCUCUCCCACUGCUCAUUUCUUUAUUACAAGACUCAUCUCUUCUCAGGCGGCUCUCAAGAUGAGAAGCGGAUCUGUGUUGAGACCUGAACCGUCCGUGAUUUUGUGGCCCGUAAGAAUUCUGAAUGGAAGAACAGACUCCCCCGCAUCCCCGCAUGCCUGCAGCAUUCCCGGCAUUUUGCUCUUCUCCCGGCUUCUUUCCGGACCUCUCGGCCACAGGGGUUGUCGGGUGAUUUCUCUUUAACCUCUCUGUAAGGCAGCGACGUCCCCAUCUCCCGGACUUAUCCGGAAAUGGCAACUUCUCCCCACUCCCGGUGGAACUAUCAAGCCACAUUCUGUUUGCCUAUACAGAGCGCUGCUGAGCAGUAAUUCUUGAGUUUGACCUGCUAAGAUACGAGGGAGAUUGUGGAUUCCUUAAAGAUGUGAAUCGCAAACAUGCCUCCUGGAAUUGGUCAGGUCUUUCCAACCCCACUUUCAGCCUGGCUGCUGUGAGACCUCCCUGGACAUCUAAACGACUCUCUCCCAAUUUCAAGCGUCUUCCAUGCAGCUUAUGGUUUCAUCGAAAAUAGUCGAGACUUGGGGGCCAGUUUGAUCAUAGAGUUGGAAAAUUCCAGUCCUGAGCAUUCGUUGGAUUUUUCUCCGGUGUUUUGGGGCUUGUAGAGAUUCCCCUGCUCCUGGAGAGUUUGCACGUCCAGUCGGAUCUCUGAUAGAGCUGGGUGCCGCCAUCGAGGGGACCGGACGUCCGUCUCUGAGUCGGGGGAGAGGUGGUGAGACAGUUUAGCUGGUCUGCAGAAAGGUUCCACCAAGAUGUAAAAUCAAAUACCGGAUCGCCCGUAAAUUCCACGGGGCAGUAAAAGCUUCCAUAUCCAGUUGUUGUUCUCAGUUAAGUGCCCCGAGAUUGCCCGAUAAUUUUGGGAGGAACGUUCGUGUUUAAAGCACAGAGCAACUUCAAAAGGCACUUUCAGAAACCCUGCUUUGCAGAGGUUCUUUCGGGGGGGUUUUCCCCAUGAAAAAAAAUAAGGUUUGUUCUUCCCAAACAUUCUUAGCUAACAGUCUCGCAGCUGUUCGAGGUUUGUGGAAUUUCUAUCGUUUUCUUUCUUGCCUUGUCCCCAUUCAAAACCCUCUGAAUGAUCCCCUCCUUCUUAGAGGAAGCCCAGAGGUGGCAUAAGUUAAAAUUUGAAGGCGCCAAGUCCCUGGGAAACAUCAGAGCUGUAGUAACUCCUGGGAGAGGUGGGAAGAGUUGAGGGGGAUAUCCCAGAUUCUUGGGUCAGGAGGAGGACUGGGAGAAAGAAAGGAAUUGGAGAAAGGGGAGCAGUAGGGGAAGAGGGACCAGUGGGGCAGUGGUUACCAUCUCAUCCUCCCCACCCCUUCCAAACCUCAAGAAGCCAGAGAGCCCACCACGGGGUUUUUCCCCAUCCAAGAAAUGCCAGGCAGGGACGAAAGACAAUUCAAUCUUAUCGCAACUCGGUCCGUGAUGGAGUUUGGUUUAGCUAAGGACUGAAAAAUGAGAGUUGUCUUCCGUAAAACCGAUCUGGGGAAUAGCGACAUCUUUCGCCUAAAUGUCCGGAGGCCUUUACUAAAUCUUACGGGGGCCUUGCUUGAUGCUUGAAGCCUGAUGGUGGUGGUUCAGGUGGACCACAGAGCUGCUUGCAAUUCCCCGGCUCCGGGAAGAGUUUGUAACUGCUGCUUUUUUCCGUGGGUACGUGACCCUCCUGGACCUUUCCUUGCAUGUUAAACUGUCUUCUUUCCCGAAUACUAUACUGCUGCUCACCUUCCUGGCUAUUCGAUGAGGGAUUAAGCAGCAUUUGGAGCGAGAGGCAUCUCGUUUCCUGGGACCUCGUCAUUUCCACCUGACCUGGACUGUCAGCGGUCCCCUUGUCUCUCGGUGGCUCUCGCCCACGUACGAAGAACUGAACAUUUUCGUGUCCCCCUAGGACUCCCUAGACGUCCUGGGCCCUCUUACCACCCUUUGGUGCAGUUUAUAGAAUCUGUAGGACUUAUGCCGCAUGCACAUAAAUGAUCCGGAAAAAUGCUUCUUUUUACAAACCCCCGCUUCAUCCCCCCUUUCAGCGUAAGUAACAGUGAAGGUGUUUUUUACUGUGUUCCGUGGCACAUGCAUUUCCAAGCUCGAUUCCUGUUUCUCUUAAGGUGUUCUGGGUCCUUCAGCCGAUGGCUUUGCAGAUCCAUUUUUUCCAGCUUCCCGCCGGGGACCUCUGGUCCUUUGUUUUCCUGAUUUCUCGCCGUUUUCUCCACUUUCUCACACUUUGCCCUCUCCUGGCUCCUGGGUCCCCAGGGGAGCUCGAGUUUCGAGGGGAGGAGGCGGCGUCACAUCUCUCAUUAUGUGAUCCCAAGCCAAAGGAAACGCAGAGACUUCGACUGAUUCUUUCUUCCCUCCUCUUCUCUCUUCCCUGACCUUCUCCUCCUCCUCCUCCCUCUUCCCCAUCCCUCUUUUUUUUUUUUGAAGUAAGCACUGAAACACUUUUAGUUCAGCAACUUGUUGACUUAUUUAUGUAUUUUUGUUUGUAAAUGCUCUAGUCUUCUGGUGACCUCGACAGAUGAGUACAGGUCCCGUUUUGGCUGUGAACGUGGCUUCCGUCGCUCCUCCCGGAACGGCCACUGGUGAGGGGCACCCGGCACCCAAAGCUCUAGGCCGGUGAUUAGUCCGUGGCUCCCUUCCCUGUCCGCUCUACAGCGUGCAGGCCUCCGGGCGGGAUGGAGUCGAGGAUCCGGGCGGACCUGGGCUUUUGGAGCAGCCGGGACGGCUGCCGGCCGAAGCGUUGGUGGCCCUUGGUGCGGUCUCACCUGUCGGGCAUUAGAAACAUUGAGAUAGCAGCCUGUCGGGCUGCCCGCGGACCCUCUUCGGAACUCCCACCGGAAUCUGGCGAGUUGGGGCAACGUAGACAGCCCAGCACAGUCGUUCGGGGCAAAAGGCAACUCGGCCACCCGGAUUCCCAAGGGGACUGCCCACUCUCCCCUCAGUAAGGCAGUGAGUGGCCCAGGCAGGCUUGGCUUCGGUCUCUAAUCCGGCCAACGGCUCGCCACCCCCCUCCAUUUCGCCAUUUAAAAACGAUCAGGGUCAGGCGAGAAUUGCGGGUUGGCCCGUGAGCUUUUAUUUUCACCCUGGGAAAGGCUUGUGGAAUGAAGAGCUGGGUCUGCUACAAUUUAAAGCCUUGGUUACAGGUGCUCUUAAUCUGGAGGGUGACAGGCUUCUGUCCUCCCCUCCCCCCCCCCCCGGCAAUAAAUCCUCUCGGACUAUGCCAUUCCUACCCACUCCUCCGCUCUCCCUCUCAUGAAUGGUGCUGCAUGAAAUAUUUAUGGUACAGUUCAGUAGUCUUUCCAAAAGAAGGGGGCUGCAGCAGCUGGAAUGAAAGAGCGUUGGAGUUACUCUAUGGCCGUUUUACACCUCCUUAGAGUGGGGCCUAUUUGUUUUUGCUCCUUAUCUCCCGCUCCUCAUUUUUUACAUAGCACAAAACUGUAGCGUGGGCUCUGUGUUUAUUUGUGCGAAGAAGACCGGCCGUGGAGCGGUAGGAAUUUCGCUUCUUGGGGGAGCUAUCAGCUGGAACUGGAGAAUAGAGAUAUUGGCCCGGAGCUUUUUAUCCUUUAUUUCUUCAGUGGAUAUUUCUAGAGUGAAGCUGAACACUAUCAUUGCUGUAAUUGCUGUGAGUUAACUUAUGGAUAUUUCUAGGCCGUUAGUCUUUUCUGCUUUUAUUUACGUGGCGGAGUGAUUGUUUUUCGUGUUACCCUCGAAUAGGGCUCCUUGCGGGGGCACUGGAGAAAUAAAGUAGCGACGGAGUAUUACUGAGUGUAAGGUUUGUUUUUUCCAAGGUUUUCCCUUUCUAACCCAUCCCGUAGCCUAAGCCUCUGAAUUUCGAUAAGGCCUUUGACCCGAGAAAACAACCUGAUUCCACCCUCGGCCGGCAGGAAUGCUGUGAAGUUGGCACAGCUCCCGCUUGCUGAAUAGAAACAUUGAGUGUUUUGCGGGCCGAGGACCUAAGGCUAACUGGUGGCUUCCUUCAUUCACAAUUUUCGGUCCUUGGAGUAAGGAUCCCUCAUUCAUUUUGCAGCAGUGUGGCCUGGCCCGAAGCCUGCUCCAGGGUGGCCUUGCCUUUUUUUCCCCCUCCUUCCCUCCGUCUCUGACCUUCCCCCCACCCCCUCAGCCACCUUCCCUCCUUGUAAAAGCCACACAUCUGGCCAUUUUUCAAAAGCUUGCGAAUGCACCGCUUCUAUUGCGUUGUACUUGGUGAUAAAUCACUCUUCCAACAAAAGGAAAUCUUUGUCCAUUUCUUGCCCAGAGACUCUCUUAAUUAGCUGGGGAAGCGUGAUGGAGAGAGAAACUGAGAGAAUUGGAAAAAGAUGACCGUACGUGGUCCGAGACUCUGCUCUGUUCCUUUGUAUGUAAUGCCGUGUGAGUAAAGGCCAGGUAUUUAAUGCCGUGUAUGUAAUCCCGGGUAUUUAGUGCCGUGUCUGUCACGCCGUGUAUUGGGAUGAGGACCCGUGUUGAAUUAUUUUCCAAGUACAGUAAAUGCUUUCUAUCCGUUGACCUUUCUAGUCACCUUACCCGGAGACUCUUCCGUUCCACUUCUGGUCGCGACGUAGGUCUUGGCUUAAUGCGUUGAAAAAAAGCCUCGUCUGUUUUCCAGGUUGGGGAUGGGGACGCGGGGGAGGAUGGGCAGGCUGAGCCUCUCUCAGUAAGACGCAUACGCGCACACAAAAAAAACCCAAACCACACACACAGCCUUCUCCAGCCGCAUCAGCGGCCGCUGUGAGUGCCGAGCUCUGUCGUCGUCCACCCGAGCGGAUCCGACCCACAGAGGCGAGGCACGGCGACGCGCAACGGAGGGGCGUGGGUUCUCUGCCGGGGAGCGGCUACGGGACCCGGGCUUCAGCUGAGGACGUCGUGGACCCCCAGGCCGGAAUCGUCCACCCCCCCUGUGAACUGGUUGGUUGGGGGGAUCUUCAAGGUUUGCUUUCAGUGUUUAAUGUCUCCGUCUUUGAGUGUUGUCCCCGAUUUAAAAGACGUCUCUUCGACGUGUGAAUGUGACAUCCCCAACCUGGGUGCUUCUUGCUGGCCCCCUGAGUUCAAAGCGCUCGCAUUUGGGUUGCCUUUCAGUAAUAAAUUUCAAGAGUGCGUUGUG